This is a messenger RNA of Brassica napus (rape), 1417 nucleotides long. RefSeq lists its product as uncharacterized. Gene Ontology annotation, molecular function: zinc ion binding. The record is from RefSeq and is a predicted model, not a curated record. Bases 665 to 1240 code for a protein of 191 amino acids. NCBI's taxonomy places the organism in Eukaryota, Viridiplantae, Streptophyta, Magnoliopsida, Brassicales, Brassicaceae. The transcript has a single exon.
CGGAUCACGGCUCUAAGUUCACCUUGGACCAUGCAUGGUGUCUUCUGAGGUACGAACAGAAGUGGCUGAGCCUGAACACUCCAAAGUCUGGCGGUGAGAAGAGAAAAACUGGUGAGGAUGGUUCCCAACCAUCAGGCAGUAACGUUGGUGAGGAAGAGCCCAGACCUGAAGGUAUCAAAGCUGCGAAAGCAAGUAGGAAUUCUAGGAAGGGGAUGGCUGUCGAGGACUUUAAGAGCGUCCAUGAGCUCAAGAUGGAGGAUUUGGCGAAGAAGGAGAGGCUCUCGAAGCUGGCCAUUUUAGACACUCUACUUGCUAAGAAGGAGCCAACGGAGAGGGAAGAAAAUGUGAAGAACCAGCUGUUGGGCGAAUUUUUCUAGUUUUCAAACCCUUAGAGUCUAUGUUGUGUAAUAUCUAUUAUGUUUGUGUCAUGCGUCUAGUGUCCGAGGAGUAGCUGUGACUAUGUGUGAUUUGAAAUCCUAAGAGUCUAUGUUCUGUUUUUAAAUUAUGAUUGUUGGUCUUUCAAUGUGUGAUUUGUGUUUAAUUAUAAGAAUUAUUUUCAUGAGAGAAUGUCUGUUUACAAAUUAUAUUCUCUGUCUAUGUUCUAUGUUCUGUUUACAAAUUAUAUUCUCUGUCUAAUGUGUUCUGUUUUGAUUAUUCUCAGGCAAUGGGAUUGGAUUAUUCGUACACGCAGCCGUCUGAGUCGGAGGAUUACGGUUUAGGAGGUUCAGCAGACAGUGGAAACAGCUCUACAGAGAUGUACAUCCAGCUGGACCAAGCUCAGAUCGAAGCCGCGCGCCAUCAGUACCCUCCGCAGCCUGAAGUGGAGUUUGGCUUCCCCAAGGAGUGCUACUGUGGUGGAGAGCCACUUGUAGCCACUUCUUACACAAGAACUGACCCGGGGAGAAGGUUCUACACCUGCAAGAACAAACAGGACGGAGACUGCCAUGUCUACAAGUGGUGGGACGUCGCGGCUACAGAGGAGAUCAAAGCACUUGGUGCACAAGUGACCCUCCUCACUGAUAAGGUAGAUUCGCUUUCAUUCGUCGGUUACGAGGACACCGAGGUGCGGGAGUUAAAGGAAGUUCAAUUUGAUAUGGAGCAGAAAUUGGUUAGGUUGGAGAGCAUUGUAUGUGACUUAGGUAGAAAGAAAUCUAGAUUUGGUUAUGGGUUUGAACUAGUUGUAGGUGUUCUGGUGGUUGUGUUAGUCAUAAUAGCCAUCGGAGUAGCUGCUCGUAUGUAGGUUUAUAUGUCUUGUGUUUCUCGAAAAUGUAUGAUUAUCCUUGUGUUUUGUUAAACCUUGUUCAACUCGGAUUACGUAACCCUAUCAAACUCUGAUUAAAUCUUGUUUCAAAGUCUUGAUUGAUUUUUUUUAUCAAAACUCUUGCUAAAAUUAGUUUUUGUUUUUGCAUGUACCAAC